AUGACGUCCAUCGUAGACCAGAUCAAGGCCAAGGCCAACGACGCCUUUAAGUCGAACCGCUUCGCCGACGCCGCUGGGCUCUACACAUGGGCCAUCGACCAUGCCAUCGAGACGAACGCCGACGGCAAGGUCAAAGCUGUCCUCUAUAGCAAUCGUUCCGCCACCAGUAUCAAACUUGAGCAAUAUGGCUAUGCCAUCAUCGAUGCCACUGCCGCUAUCGAGAUGAAUCCCGGUUACGUGAAGGGCUACUACCGCAGAGCCGGCGCUCAAUUUGCACUCACCAAGUACAAGGAGGCAAAGAAGGAUUACGCCCUUAUCAUCAAGAUGCUCCCGGGCGACAAAGACGCUCUCCUCAAACUGAAAGAAUGUGACAAGCGCAUCCGCGAAAUUGCUUUUGCGAAAGCCAUUGAGAGUGAUUCUUUGAGGGUUAGCGUCUGCGACACCGUUGAUGUCGCCACCAUCACCGUCGAUGAUUCCUACUCUGGUCCCCGGAUACAGGAUGACGGCGUUGUAACCGAGGACUUUAUCCACUCCUUGGUGGAUGCCUUCAAAGCCCAAAAGACCCUGCAUCUCAAGUAUGCCAUGAGCAUCAUUCUCGCUGCCAAGAAAAUCAUGGACGCAUUGCCAAAUAUCGUCGAGAUCCCGGUCAAUGCAGCCGAUACGAUUACGGUGUGCGGCGAUGUCCACGGCCAGUACUAUGAUCUCACAAACGCGAUUUUUAAGGAGAAUGGCAUGCCGUCCGCUACCAACCCUUACGUAUUUAACGGCGAUUUUGUUGAUAGGGGCUCGUUCAGCGUCGAGGUUAUUUUAACUCUGUUGGCCAUCAAAGUCUGGUGUCCAGAGGCUAUUCAUCUAACUCGCGGUAAUCAUGAAUCCCAAAAUAUGAACCGCAUCUACGGUUUCCAGGGCGAGGUUCAAGCCAAGUAUACCAACACUGUCUUCAGUCUAUUCUCGGAAUUCUUCCAAAGCCUUCCCCUUGCCUUUAUUCUUGACGGCUCUGGUGAGAAGGAUGGUCGCAAGGCCUUCAUCGUCCAUGGAGGCCUGUUCUCAAAGGACGGUGUUACCCUAGAUGAAAUUAACCAAAUCAACCGAAAUUGUGAGCCGGACUCGGGUAUCAUGUCAGAAAUGCUCUGGAGUGAUCCCCAAGACCAGAACGGCUGGGGCGUUUCCAAACGCGGUAUUGGCGUUGCUUUCGGUCCAGAUGUUACCCAUCGCUUUCUGGACAACAACGGGCUGGACAUCAUUGUUCGAUCCCAUGAAAUGAAAGACAAAGGCUAUGAGGUCCAAGCAGAAGGACGACUAAUUACAAUUUUCUCGGCUCCCAACUACUGUGAUCAGAUGGGGAACCAAGGGGCAUUCAUCAAGUUUGACCACAAGAUGGAACCCAAGUUUGUCCAGUUCUCAGCUGUCCCGGUAAGUCACUCUUUUACACCAACGUCGCACCUUGUUUCUACGGUUGUUUUGCCGCCAGAAAGACAUUUUUGUAAAUGUCAUGAAAAUCUAACUCUCCCAUUAUCUCACUAUCAAUGUGUGUGUUUUUUGUCAUUUUCCAACAGCACCCUGAAAUACGGCCCAUGCAAUACGCUCCGAAUGUAAUGAUGGGUGGGCAGUGAUAGAGGGCUUUCGGUUCUAUACGAUGCACAGAGCUUCGAUGAACAGAAUUUCCGUUAACUUCGAAUGCCGACUGGAAAACAAUCCAGGCCACGCAGCACGCUCUGAGUUUUCUUGUGAAGCAGGUCCGGUGUGCAAGGACCAGUCGACGUUCUCAGAAAUAUCACUGGGACGGGGCACGGUAGUGUGCUCGAAAAAUUUGAAACUCUUCCUCUGACAACUUGACCAAACUUUCGAUUAAGUUUCCAUCCGCAGCAGGCGGGCAGCUUAUUUUGCAUCCGCGAUCAACACGAAAGACAGAGAUUGCAAUUCCUUUUUUUUUCUUUUUUUGUUUUGUUCUCUCUAGUCUUGGGGCUCUCGCACAUAUAGCAGACAUAGGGUGGGUACACCAUCCAUAAAACGAAGUUGUAGCACCCCGAUUUGACUAAAAUCGAGGAUAAACACUCUGGAUUAU
This is a messenger RNA of Chondrus crispus (carragheen), 2065 nucleotides long. RefSeq lists its product as hypothetical. The coding region runs from base 1 to 1596 and encodes 531 amino acids. The record is from RefSeq and is a predicted model, not a curated record. NCBI's taxonomy places the organism in Eukaryota, Rhodophyta, Florideophyceae, Gigartinales, Gigartinaceae. Gene Ontology annotation, cellular component: nucleus; cytosol. Gene Ontology annotation, molecular function: protein serine/threonine phosphatase activity; protein binding. The transcript has 2 exons.